AUGAACGAUAAAUCUGUCACCAUAGAAUGUUUGGCUUACGGAAAGCCACUCGUCAGGUACUCAUGGAAAAAAGACUCCAAACUGUUAAAAACUCCUGAAAUAGAUAACCUAUACUUUAAACUUCUAAUACCUUCCAACCAUAAACCAAAAGACAAGAUAAAUGAUACAAAAAAUGUAACCAAUCCAACCAAAAUUGACAAUAAACUUAACGAAGAACUUGAGAAUAAUAGAAAAUUUGUUGAUUCAAAAAACAUUCUAGACCAAAAAAACAACAUCAACAACAAUACCAAAAAAUUUGGAUUUGGUAAUAACAACAACAGCACCAUUUUUAGCAAAAUCGGUAAUAUUAAUAACGACAAUAUAAAAGAUAGCAACAGCGUUUAUAACAACAACAACAACGAUAGACCUGUUAAUAACGACUACCACCACAACAUCCACAACGACAACAGCAGCAGCAGCUACUACAACAACUACAACACAAGUUUUUACCCUGGCUCCCUCAUUAUUACUGACCCAACCAUUGAACAUGAGGAUCAAAACACCUUCCCAAUUACCCGCGACCCCAGAAUUCACUACCCCCUCUUACACCGUCCAUUUACCAUCAAGUGCAGACUCCCAUCUGGCUACCCCACAAAUUUUGAGGUCUUCUGGGGAAAGUCGACAGAUGGCGGGGAGGUAAGAAGGGUGGAAGAAAAUGACAGACUAGCUGUGGAUCGGAACGGAGGCUAUGGACAUUCAGAGCCUGGGAUGGGGUCAAAAAAGUAUGAGUACCCUGAUUCGGCAAGACCAAUUAGGAACUAA
Molecule: messenger RNA, 801 nt
Organism: Helobdella robusta
Lineage: Eukaryota; Metazoa; Annelida; Clitellata; Rhynchobdellida; Glossiphoniidae
Exons: 4
Coding region: 1-801 (266 amino acids)
Source: RefSeq, a predicted model, not a curated record